Messenger RNA from Suillus subalutaceus, 1308 nucleotides. RefSeq lists its product as uncharacterized. The coding region runs from base 268 to 996 and encodes 242 amino acids. The transcript has 3 exons. The record is from RefSeq and is a predicted model, not a curated record. NCBI's taxonomy places the organism in Eukaryota, Fungi, Basidiomycota, Agaricomycetes, Boletales, Suillaceae.
CCUAGUAGUACUGUACUACUGAUGCAUUGAUGGGCCGCAUUGUGCUCUACUCGUUUCCGAAAUUCUCCUGGAGAUAUUCAUGCAUACUUAUCAACAAAAAAAUUCUGUUCCCAUAUGCGUCGAUGUUGUCAUAUCGUUGGCGCGGAAAUCCUUUGCAGCGCUCAGUGCUAGCUAGGACAUGCAAACCUUUUCACGAGCCUGCGAAUUUGCUUUGGGCUGAGUUGAAUAGAACCACUGCUAGGCUACGUCACAAGGUUAUAUCCAAUCAUGUAUCGUAACAGUGGUACAAUGUACUUCCAAUUCGGAGGCGUCGAACCAUUACCUGAGUAUGAAGCCCGUCAAUUUCUGCAUCACGCCCUUCAUGUUCGCUCUUUGAGAAUAGUGUACAGCAAUCAUUUCCACCUUCUCUCAGUCCUCCCGAAUGAGACAUGCAUAUUCCCAAGAUUGCUGUCAUUAUCAACGGAUCAAGAUUUGAAUAGAUACCUGCAUCUCUUCCUGUCCCACACGCUGUGUCGUGGUGUCCUACCCGUCACUCAUACGGAUUUGAUAUCUGUUUCGGCCCGCUGUGCUGCCUUGGAGGAAUUGUCCAUCAAGUCCUCUUUCAGAAACAUAGCGGCAGAUGGGCAGGUGCUGUUCGACAGCAUCCGUUUGUGCAAGGGACUUGUGGCUCUGGUUUGUCCACCACUCGAUUGGACGACAUGGGAACACCUUUCUAACCUCCCUACACUUCGUACCCUGGAGAUCUGGGACGACCUUUGUCCGUUGGUCUGGUGUAAUCUCAAUAUCGCACCUUUCCUCGAUGUCACGAGAUUGUAUUUUCAUACAAGGACAGCCGCAUAUAUCGUCGCAGUCACGCAACACUUAGAAUUCUCUUCGCUCAAUCAAUUCGAGAUGGACGUCUCUCGUUUGCCUUGGGCAGAGGCUGAGCUGCUCUUUCAUGCACUGUCACGGUACUUUCACACAUUGCCAUCUCCUCUGAACGUGACAAUCCCUUAGUUUCACGCAGUUGCGAGCCCUGCGGUUCAAAUUUCUUUCUUGCUGCAUAAACCAUGACAACAACCUGCUUCUGGAACCAUGUCGUACUGGCCGCACAUUCGUACACUAGAAUUAAUGGACCAACAGGUGAUACCUACCGUUAUAUUCCGCAGGUUGUUCGCAGCACUCCGCAGAUGUUCCCGCUUGCACACGCGGGACAUACCACUGGACGCCGUCGAUAUCGAUAUCUAUCAUACAGCCGAGUCGUUCCUACACACCUCCCUACAACAUUUGAACCUGACUUCCUCUGACAUGUCGGAUGUUGAAGCCUGC